AUGCAAAACGAGCCCUGGGGCGACGAAUACGCCUGCGGCACCGAGUCCAAAUUCAUUGCGCUCGAAGUCCCGGACAAUGACGACGACUAUGACUCCGAGUGCGAGUCUACGGCCACCCGUGCCGCGUCACGCAGGUCGUCCGGCGGCGCCAAUCAGCUGCGUACUCCUUCCCACACCAGCACCCGCGGCAGCGGUUCCGCUGCUGCAGCUGCUGGUGCUACCAAGCGGUGGUCUCUAAUCUCAAACAGCUCCAAGAAACGGUGGUCUACGAUGUCCUUUGCCAGCGACGAACGCAGCCGCGGGCAGGCCGUGCAUGCCGCACAAGCGGCUCUCGCUACCACUCCGACGGGGUCCGUCGCGUCCUCCGCCACUUCCCACAAGCGUCGCUCCGUGGGAUCUCCCUCACCGGCCCUCAAACGGUCCUCAACGGGCGCGUCCCUGCGCAACAUGCUGGGCAAAAUCGGGCUUCAGGACGACACCAAGGAGAACCGCGCGCCGGCGGCUUCACCGGCAACAACGGCCAAACCGAACAAGUCUACGAAAACUGCCACCCCUGCAAAGCCCACUUCACCCUUACAACAACUCGAUGCCAACAUUUACAACCGUGUCAAUCGCGCAAACCGCACCAACCAACGCAAUUCCUACAUGAACGCAUCCCCGUCGCUCGAUAACGUGAGCGUGUUUUCCGCAAGUAGUCAGUCCUCUACCUCUUCCAAAUGGAAGUUUUGGAAAAAAAAAACCGGCGACGAUUUUUACGCAGACUCAAUCUCGCCUGACUUGCCGGAUGCCACCACCGACCCGACUGCACAUGCUUACACUCUCAAUACCCGCAGAUCUCAUUCGUCCCUCAAACACAAAUCUUCCCAUUCCUCACUCACUUCGCUCAAACGGCUGAGUUCUCACCGCAAUUCGUGCACGAGUGACUCCAUCUCACUGCCCAUGCCCGACCAAGCCUCUCGCGAUAAACUGCGAAACAAAUUGCGCAAUUCAUCGUCGUUGUUGUCGCUGAACUCGACCGUUAUCACGGAAGAGUACGAUCAGUUCCAAUUGUCACAACUGCUCGAAAUAUGUCAACAGCCAAAAGCGGUACCCAUUGAAUCCGCAGUGCCCAAUUGGGGGUCCCUCAAACGGGUCUCUACACAUGUGUUCAAGGGCUCCGAUUCCGUUUUCAAAGUUCUUCCAUUGGGACAGGACGAUUUCACGCACAGUAAACAUAUCCGCCUCAAGGAAUUGCAAUUAUUGCGCUUGUUCACGGGCACGCCCGGGUUUACGCAGUUGCUUGCGUGCCAUCUCACUUUGAUCCACGACGAACCCACGUUGGUAUGCGAAUUGCGUCACGGCGGUACUCCUUUAUCACAACUUUGCGUCGAAUCCUGCUCCGAGGCUCUCAGUAUCUGGUGGCAAUGCGUUGUGAUCCUGUAUGCGGGCGAAUCCAAGUUCCAAUUUGAGCAUCGAGACUUACAACUCGAGCAUGUACUCGUCGAUCCCAAUGGUAACGUUACGCUCUGCGAUUAUAAGCUUGCACGCGCUGCCAGCGGCGCGGUCGUUUACUACACACGGCUGGACCAUCCUUCGUUUUUCCAAGGUCGUGGCGAUCGUCGUUACGAAGUUUACGCCGCGAUGCGCGCCUGGUGCUCGGACUCGUGGCUCAAGUUCGCACCUAGAACGAAUUUAUUGUGGUUACAUUACUUGGGUACCCAAUUGCUCGAUCGUACGCGUUCUCGCGUUACCAAUGCGGACGAUCAUGUCAGUCACGCACAGCUCACAAGACUCGUUUCGUUGCUGGACCCGCGUCGACGCAGACACACUUUGUUCCGACGUACCGACGAUAUUGCCACUGCAGGCGAUUUGCUUCGGUUGCGCCCAUGA
Molecule: messenger RNA, 1869 nt
Organism: Lachancea mirantina
Lineage: Eukaryota; Fungi; Ascomycota; Saccharomycetes; Saccharomycetales; Saccharomycetaceae
Source: the annotation of a GenBank genome assembly